Molecule: messenger RNA, 2320 nt
Organism: Xylaria bambusicola
Lineage: Eukaryota; Fungi; Ascomycota; Sordariomycetes; Xylariales; Xylariaceae
Exons: 5
Coding region: 314-2140 (608 amino acids)
Biological process (GO): regulation of DNA-templated transcription
Molecular function (GO): zinc ion binding; DNA-binding transcription factor activity, RNA polymerase II-specific
Source: RefSeq, a predicted model, not a curated record
UCUUGCCGACUACCAGACCCGAUUCAAUAACUUGGUACCGCACUGGGCAAGUAUUAGUAUAUACCAUUACGCUGUUCUAGUCCGGGAUUGCUUCCUCCGGCUACGACCACUGGCCCUUAAGAGCUACGGCUCCAUCUCCGUGUGAGACGGUAUAGCCCCGCACAUUGAACCUUUCGAUCAACGUUCCUACGAACUUAUCAAAGCUAGGGGGCAUUUAGAUUUGCAGCUUGGUGGCAUCUCGGUCUCGUUACAAUCCGGAUCAUCAGUGAGCCGAGCUCGUUUGUAUAUAGAGUGUCAAUACUAUUUCCCCAAGAUGGUGUACUGCGGAAAGCCCUCACGGGGCUGCCAGAUGUGUAGGACGAGAAGGAUCAAGUGCGAUGAGACACGGCCUACAUGCAAUCAAUGUAGCAAGUCGCGGCGGCAAUGUCCAGGCUAUGUGGACGAUUUCGAUUUAAUGUUCCGCAAUGAGACGAAAGCCACUGAGCGGAGAGCGCAAAGGGCCAACAAAAAGGCCCUGGCGCAAAAAGCAGAAAAGCAAGGUUCAUCCUCGAGUAAUACAUCCGGCUCCUUCGAUGCUACCUCAAGCAGCGCGAAGACACCGGGGAGUUCGGUCGUGGCAUCGCCCGUUUUCUCGGUAGAGGAACAAGCAAGCUGCCAUUUCAUUUCACACUUUAUCCUUAUGCCGAGAGGCGGACGUGUUGGGCACAUGGACUUCCUUCUCCCACUUCUCAAACAAGAGGGCCCGGAUAGUCACAUUCAGCAUGCUUUCAAUGCGUGUGCCUUGACGUUCCUGAAUAACCGGCGAGGAGUUGGGGGUCGAACUUGGGACCGGGCGCUAAAUGAAUACUCGAUGGCCCUCUCCAGGACCAAUGCUGCACUCCAAAACAGAGAGACACAGCAAUCAGACGCGAGCCUGGCUGCCGUGCUCUUAUUAGGAAUGUUUGAGAAUAUCUCAGCAAAGCAAAUCAGCGCGUUUAACUGGGGCUCUCACGUUGAUGGGGCUGUACAAUUAGUAAAAGCUCGAGGGAAGAAGCAGAUCAAAACCGACCUUGGUAAACAACUUUUUAUCUCCGUCCGGACAUUAAUGUCGGUCUAUUGCCUCUCAACAUCAAAACCGCCAUACAUGGCCCCAGACUGGUGGCUCGACGACACAGUCUUCAGCGAAACAGCCGCAGCAAUCCAAGGACUAAUGAUCAAGACGAGCGAGGUUCGAGCACAAAUCUCACAUCUUAUAGACACUCUUACCAAGACACCGGAGAAUAUCGAGCUGAUGCUUGAGAUAAUCCGUAAGGCAAAGGCCAUCGACCAAGAAAUUGUUGCGUGGCAGCAGAACCAGGGCUCAUCAGAAGAUUGGCACUACAGAACGAUAGCCUGGGAAGACAGCGUGACGAAUGGGGAUUAUGCAAAUGCUGACGUAUUCCCCGGUCGUGUCGACGUGUACAACGACGUAUGGAUAGCCAGCAUCUCAAACACGGCGCCAACCCUGCGUCUCUACCUCCACACAGCCAUUGUCCGAUGCGCCGCCUGGGUCUGUUCGCCCGUCGACUACCGCACAACGCCUGAGUAUGCCACCGCAUCGGCUGUCUGUCGGGAUGCCAUUACCGACAUCAUUGCUUCCGUGCCGUACUUCCUAGGGUGGCAUCUCAAAAGAAAAGAAGCCAACACGACCCCCAAAUUUGGCAACUUCGCCUGCGGGGACGAAGAUGGUGUUAAGGGCCUCGCGGGCUAUCUAGUAACAUGGCCGCUGACCUGCGUCAUCUCGCAAGACUACGCGACGGAUGCGCAACGCGCCUGGGCGUUGGGACGACUGCGGAAGAUUGGAAGCGACUUUGGCGUCAAGUAUGCGCUUGCUGUAUCUCAGCUUCAAAUGCGCGUCCCGUCAAUGUUAAUUCGCCGCGAUGCCCUCAUGAACACCUACCCAGCGGGAAUUCCCUACGGUUUCGAACAAAUUGAGGCAGCGCGACUAGCACCGCCCAGAGCUGGUCACACCCUGAAUCCACAGCAGCAGUGGGAGGCGAUGCAGAAGAUGAGGUCCGAGCAGGGCAAGGCCGAACUUAUUGGGAAAAUGACCGAGAACGCUGCCGACGACGAAACGCAGCGGGCCGCUCAAAGGUGGCUUCAUAAUACUGCCAUAUUAUGAAAUGAUGUCCACGAGCCCACAUGGGUAAUAGGGAAACCGACAAACUACUCAACAAAUAGUCGCCUAGGAUACCGGAUGGCUCAAUCACUGUCUAUGCCGGCCUGACCUGAAAGCACGGGGGCGGAAAACAAGGGAUGGACGAGAUAGAAAACCUACUAGCUCUCUUAAACGUGACUCGUU